AUGUAUCUUGAUGACGGUUUUGGAUGUGGAAAAGAUUUUUCAGGAACUCAGAGUUUAGCACAUGAUAUCAAGUCAGACUUGCUAAAGUCCGGUUUUGUGCCAAAGGCAGAAAAAUCGUUGUGGGUACCGGUUCAGGUUUUGCAGUUUUUAGGCUGUACUAUUGAUUCGGAGCGUUUUAUUCUGUAUGUUACAGAGAGUAGGGUUGAAAAGAUUCUGAAAACUUUAGAGUAUAUCGAGGAGACAGUCAGGAAAAGUAGGAGGGUGCCAGCUAGGAAAGUGGCCAGUUUAGUGGGACAAAUUAUUUCUAUGAGUGUUGUGAUUGGUAGUGUGUCUCAGAUUAUGACGAGGUAUAUCAGCAUGGAUAUUUCACAGGUUUUUUCUUGGAGUGCCUAUAUUAAGUUGUCCGACGAGAGCCUAUUACAACUUAAAUUCUGGAGAGAAAACGUGAACAACAUUAAUGUCAAAACACUGAGUGAGGUUGAAAAGUGUUCUAAAAUAAUAUACAGUGACGCAAGUGGUUCUGGUUUCGGUGGGUACGAGGUUAAUACAGUGAAUGGUGUAGCACACGGGGUGUGGACAGAGGAGGAGAGCGGUAAAUCUUCAACAUGGCGGGAGUUAGUUGGUGUUUUGAGGGUUUUAAAAUCUUUAGGAACCACAUUAAGCGGUCAUCGUGUGAAAUGGUUUACGGAUAACACAGGGGUCUUUAAAAUCGUAGAUAAGGGUUCUAUGAAACUUGAUUUGCAGUUAGUUGCGAAGGACAUAUUUCAUACUUGCAUUAAGUAUGCUAUUUCAUUGGAAAUGGAAUGGAUACCAAGGACGUUAAAUGAUAGGGCAGAUUAUCUUUCAAGGGUUCUCGAAAAAGAUGAUUGGGGAAUUUCCAUCAAUAGUUUAAAUAUCAUUAUUCAGAGAUGGGCAACACUUGACGUUGACUGGUUUUCAUCGGAACAUAAUGCAAAGCUACCAGUCUUUUUCUCAAGAUUUUGGAGUGAGGGCUCCACAGGGGUGGAUGCAUUUGUUCAUUAUUGGGGAGAUAGUAGAGGUUUGUUCGUACCUCCACCUUGUUUGAUUCUACGAGUUGUGAGAAAGAUGAUUUAUGAAAAAGCACAGGGUGUGUUGGUAAUUCCGUUGUGGAAAUCAGCUAUGUUUUGGUCUGUUAUAUCUAAGAAAGAUGGUACAUUUAUACCACAGAUUUCAGAUUAUAUCGAUUUACCUACAGCAAAGGAGUGGUUCACACCAUGUAAGAGUGGUGUAGGAAUUUUUGGUAAUUUAGAUCUGAAGUUCCGAAUGUUAGCACUUUUUAUGGACUGUUAA
This is a messenger RNA of Ylistrum balloti, 1311 nucleotides long. RefSeq lists its product as uncharacterized. The transcript has a single exon. The coding region runs from base 1 to 1311 and encodes 436 amino acids. NCBI's taxonomy places the organism in Eukaryota, Metazoa, Mollusca, Bivalvia, Pectinida, Pectinidae. The record is from RefSeq and is a predicted model, not a curated record. Gene Ontology annotation, molecular function: nucleic acid binding.